Molecule: messenger RNA, 4437 nt
Organism: Dermacentor albipictus
Lineage: Eukaryota; Metazoa; Arthropoda; Arachnida; Ixodida; Ixodidae
Source: RefSeq, a predicted model, not a curated record
CCAUCUAGAUGGUGUGCGACUUCAGUGAGCAGCACCAGCCUCAACCUGGUUUGCCAUUGGAGGGAAUAGGAAAGCGAUCUGGAGGUCGCAGAGGCCAUCACAGGAACAAGGGGAUGCACCAUAGACCUGACCUGACAGCUCAUCCACCUACAGUGGAGGUUUUGGAACGGAUGAGGGAGCCAGUGCGUCAUAUGCCCAUAACCUACGCUGGUGGCCAGAGUGGUUUUCCCCCUUUCUCGUACCAUCAGCCUGUGUACUACAUGUGUCUUGGGACAGCACAGCCUUUCUAUGGUCCUGCCCAAGGCCACCAUCCACUUCCAUUUGUUACAGCUAUGGUCUCGCCCCAGCCUCCACCACACGUGGCUAUGGCAGCUCCAAGUACCAUGGCUGGCGAGCCAGUGACAGCGGCACAUUAUGCUGAACCGCCUGUUCUGAGCCCGUCCAAGGAAGAAGUGGCCAGCCCUGUGACCAUCAGCACCAUUGAGCAGUCUCCAGCAAUUUUGGAUGAUGUGGAAUCGGCAGAACUAUUGGCCGGUACUGUUUCUUGCGAGGCAGAUGAAGCAGUGCAUGAGAUAGCCAAACCUGCAUCUCCUCUGCCAACCACUUCGCCCAGUAAUGUGCUUGAAGCAGCUGUGCCUGUUGUUGAGCAAACUCUAGCUGCGACUGCAGUAGAAGAGCCAGCUCCUGUGCCCUCUGUAGUGAAUGGCUCUGGACCAGCCAGGCGCUGCUGGGCUGACCUGUUCAAGGCGGGCUCCAGUGAAGUGGAAGAAUCAAGUAAGCGGCAACAAGUGGUGCCCCUUGCACAUGAUGGUGCCACGAGUGACUGUGAGGAGGAGGUGCGACUACGCCGGGCAUCUGUACCAGAGUCUGGCGACACCAGGCUUGGGUGGGCUUUGCGUAACUCCACUGUCAAUCACACACCUCCAUUGAUUCAACCCAGAGGCUUGGAGAACGGCAAGAACUGGUGCUAUAUCAAUGCCAACCUCCAAGCCUUAUUGGCUUGUCCAGCUUUCUACAACCUGCUGUGCAGCUUGCCUCUGGUACCUGGCAUGCCUGGUUCCAAUGGAACACCUCUCUUGGAGUGCCUCAUGUAUUUUCUGCAGACCUAUGCAAUUCCCAUGGUGCGUGAAACUGGCAAGAAGGAUGAACUGGUUAUUGGAUCAUCAUAUGACCCUGAACAAUUUAGGGACCUUCUGAUGAAGAUAAAACCUGACUGCAAAAAGGGAAAGCAAGAGGAUGCGGAGGAAUUCUUAAGCUUCAUGCUGAACGGCCUACAUGAUGAAAUGGUGUCAUCAAUGCGUUCUGUGAGCAAUGGUCUCAAUGGACAGUGCAAUGGAGAGGCUCAGCUGCCAAUUGAGCAUGUCGACGAUGACAACGAUGAUGAAGGUGCUUGGAAGACUGUCACCCAUCGCAAUCGACACCAAGUAACACGUUCAGCGGAGUAUUCAAAAUCUCCAUUAAUGGACAUAUUUGGAGGUGAAAUGCGCUCUUCUGUGACAGCCGAUGGAGAGACAUCAGCUUCGCUUCAGCCAUUCUUCACUCUGCAGCUGGACAUCCAGGAUGGGGUUAAGACUGUAGAAGAGGCAUUGAUGCACCUCGCUGCUGAAGAGAAGGUUCAGAACUACCAUAGCAGCAAGAGCAACAAAGAGGUGGAUGCUUUGCGGAGAACUACCUUGGAAAAGCUACCGCUGGUGCUUAUUCUUCAUUUAAAACGUUUUGUGUAUGACAAGAAUGGUGGCUGCAAGAAGCUUAUGAAUGCCAUACACAUACCUCAUAAACUUCAGCUUGACCGCAGAUUGGUGUCAUCUAGCGAGAGGUCAAAUAAGCAGCAGCGCUGCUAUGUGCUAUUUGCAGUAUUAAGCCACAGUGGAGAGCGCACAGACAAAGGUCAUUAUGUGACUGAUGCCUUCCACCCAGCAGGACGCACAUGGCUUCGUUGUGAUGAUGACAAUGUGACACCCAUUGCCCAAGGCGAGCUGCUGCGUUUUGAGAACUCAUCUCUUGUGCCCUAUCUACUCUUCUAUCGACGUGCAGACACUGACCAUCAGGCUAGGUAGACAAAAGUUUAAUAGGACAUUCAAGGCGGACUGGGCAAGGCGUUGCCAGCAAGUGGUGGGCCAGUGUGUGCAAGUGCCCUUUUGUGCAUACUACUAAACUUGGGCCCCGUAAUAUUGGGUGCCUCGUCCUUUUAUUUUUUUAUUAUUAGUAGUAGUAUUCUUUCUGCUCUCCUUGUGCAAAGUGUGGGCACUACCCUAUACAGUCUGUUUUGUGCCGUGUGUGUCACUUUACCUGUAGUUAACUGCAAGUUCUCUUUCUUGUUUUAACAAGCUGCGGCACAGUGUUCUUUUUGCUGACAAUGUGUUUCUUUUGCUUUGUCUGUUUAUCUGUGCACAGCUAUUUAUUAUGGGCCUUCUCUCCUUGCGCUCAUUUCAAAACCCGGGUGCAUUUCAUGUUGCUUUGGGUGCUGGGGGAGGAAGGGUUGGCUUAGGGCUCUUCCUCCCCCAGCUAAAACUUUUCUGCUGGCAGCCACCCAGUUGCUUAGGAGUUGUGUGGGAGCAUCUGUACAUAGAAGUGUUAUGCAAGGGCACCAAACCAGAACUUAGUGCUAUGGUACUACUAGCUGCAACAUGCAGACUCUUAAGUUUUUAUGAUUGGUGUGCUUUCCAUGGAGAUGGUCGACCAUGCAAAAGAAACACUCACAUAAGUGCCUCACGUUUUAUAGUUCUGGGUAUGCUAAUGUACUCUUAUGCAACCACAGUCUGAAAGGUUGACCGUCUCACCCCCCCCCCCCCCCCCCUCGAACAGACAUGGACAGCCUGUGUAGGCAUCACAUAGGAUUCAUUAUCCUAAUGCCUCUAUGAUAAUUCUGUGCCCCCUGGUCCCUUCCCCUGCUUCUUGUGCAUACUGUGCUUUCAAAGAUAUUACUUAGUGAAACUUCACUGGUGUCGCACAUGACCGCACUAAUUUUUUGAAUUUGUUGUUACCAAGUUUAACUACUGUCGUCUUUCAUUUUUGCUGCUGUUUAACAGCUUAAUUGUAACUAAAGUUAUGUUCUCAUCUUCAAGCAUUUGUUCCUUAAUGUAAAGGAGAGCGAUAUUGUUAUAAAGCUUUUGCAUGGAUGGUGAAGACUUUCAUGCUGUGAUGGAUGCUACAAUAUCUCUGCCAACAAGUGUUAAGGUUUGGUAUUAAUUUUUGGAUAUAGGACUCCUUCUUAUUGAAUAUGCAAAUGGCCUAAAGAUUACAGUUUGCCUUGCCAUUCAAGCUGAUGAACAAGAACACAUUAGCAUAUGCUUGCACCAGUAGUUGUCAUGGUAAUAGUAGCUUAGGUAGCUGGGUGACAUAAAGGCAGGUCACCCCAUGUGCACCAUAAAGUCAAGUUCAUAUGCCAUGUACAUUCUGAAACUUGCUCAUUUCUUUUUCACUUGGAAGUUUCUGUAACAUGAAUGAUCACAAUUCGCUGUGUAAGUGUGACUCAUUUAUUUGCACUGUGGAUCUUUUCACUCAGCUUUUAGUUCACAAGAUAACUGUCAGGUCAAAUGGUGUAUUGAAAACUUGGCUCAUGUUGUAUGGGGUGUUCUCUAUUGUGCUUGUGAGUCGCUCCAUGUGGUCAGUGUUCUCAGGACUGAGAAAAGUGCUUGAGAAACUAUGCUUACAUAUUUACUGAUAAAUCAUAAAAAGCUGUGCAUUGUUUUUGUUGUAAAAUUUUUUGCUGGUGUAAAGUGCAACAGUGGUGCAUGUGAGAGUGACUUAAUUUGCGUGGUGACCCUGAGCCUGCAUGCAUAGUUCCCCUUUGGGUUUGUUGCUUUGCGUUUUUCACGCUGAUCACUUAAGUCAGGAACAGUGCCUUGCUAUAUUAUUAGAGCUAGUCAGUUUGCAUUAGCUUUGCUGGAAAUGGUUUGGUUGGCUGUAGACAAGCAUAAUGAGUGUUUCUGAGAACAUUUUCAUAACUGUACAUACACACUGAUGCAAGUGGCAUGCUUUGUCCCUCUUGUAAAAAUAUGUAGGUUGUUCCAAUUGUGUGUGCAAAGUCACCUUGUUUACCCAUAAGUUAAUUGAGGAAUGUCUGUUUUGAGUGCAAGCUGUAUAAGAACUAUGUUUGCUGUUGGCAAAUUUAAUACACAAUAUGCCUCUCAAUUAGAGGACUAUAUAUUUCUAAUACUGUGUACAUAGUAGUUUCACUUUAAGAAAACUGGUGGCAGAUUUUUAGACAUGUUUUAAACUUGUUACUGCUUGAAAUUCUGAAGUGCAUAGGGCUGUUUUUAUGUUUAUUGAAAGUGUGAUUUGCAGUGGGCUAUUUUUUUUUUUUUUCUUUUAAUGAACUGUAAACAUGCCAGGAGUGCUUCAGGAUAUUGCCCAUAAUAGGAUUUUGUUUCAUUUAGGGCAAAAUGAUGUUGAAAUGCAACACUUCGUGCUUUGAAUAAAAACAUUCAAUGCUUC